Messenger RNA from Striga hermonthica, 195 nucleotides. The record is from the annotation of a GenBank genome assembly. NCBI's taxonomy places the organism in Eukaryota, Viridiplantae, Streptophyta, Magnoliopsida, Lamiales, Orobanchaceae.
GAUGUACUGAGUCAUUCCGCAAGGUACCCAUCAAAUUUCAAGGAGUUACUGUGAAAGCUGAUCUCUAUGCCUUACCCCUGGUUCGGCCAAACGUCAUUGUGGGAGUACAGUGGCUCGAAGGAUUAGGCAAGGUGACUACCGACUAUCGAACGGGAAUUAUGGAGUUUAACUCUGGAGGUCGACAAGUCACUCUGA